CGGCCUAUGCGGACAGUCUGCGUAACCUUCUGCUGCUUUAUUCCAACGUUUCCACUCACUUUCCGCUGCGCAAUUGCAGAUUUGAUUUUGCCGUUUUCCACAGCAUGUCCUUCCCCAAACCUAAAAAGCCCACAUACCGUAUCUAUGACGCAUAUGAAGUAUCUUUGAGUAAUUGUGGCUUUGGCAAACACUCACCAUGGCUCGCCGAUACUUAGACAAAAUUGCUCUUGGGGAAACUAUACCUAUAAGCCCACUUCUCCUUCCAGCCGGAACCACCGGCUUGUUCACCUCCAGUGCUCUACUGACAACCAAUUCCUCUUGAGGCAACUGCGACCUUCUUGGCGAAUGAUCGCCCAUCUUGGAGGAAUAUCACCCACCUUGAAGGAACUUCACCCAGUCUCUUGAAGAGCCGCCUGACGACAUGGCCCGCCAAAAGCAGAGUUGCGCGUACACGACGCUGAUAACGCGGUCGUCUUACCUCGCCGGCGUCAUCCUCCUCGCCUACACGCUGAAGAAGCUUGGUUCCGCGUAUCCCCUCGUGGUGUUCUACACGGACAACGUCCCCGCGGCCUCCUUGGCCGCGCUGCGCGCCGAAGCACCCCACAGCAACCUGAUCUUGGCGCGCACGAGCGCGCUCGUGCCUCGCGCCAACGUUAAAGUGCACUUGAUCGCGGAGCGGUUCGGCGACACUUGGACGAAGCUGCGCGUAUUCGAACAUGAGGCGCUCAGACGCUACGAGCGCGUCUGCUAUCUCGACGCCGACAUGAUGAUAUGUAACCGCAACAUGGACGAAAUCUUCGACGUGCGGCUCCGCGGCGACGACUGGCUCGCCGCUAACCACGCGUGCGUCUGCAACAGGGACAAGGAUCCUUGGGCGCCGGCGAACUGGACGACAGAGAACUGCGCCUUCACGCCCGUGUCGCACCCGAUGGCGGAGCCGACCCCGGUUACCCCGGAUUCUCGUCCAACGUACCACCUCCUCAACUCGGGUAUGUUUUUGUUUGCGCCCAGCCAGCAACUGUGGGAUCGGAUGCUGGAGCUCUUCAACACGACGUCCAAGCUUGCCGAAUUCAAGUUCCCGGACCAGGAUUUCCUAGCAGAGUUUUUCCGCGGCCGCUGGCAGAGCGUUGGCUGGCAGUACAACGCGUUGAAGACGAUGCGGUACUGGCACCCGGACAUGUGGCACGACGACGAGGUGGUGUGCUUGCACUACAUAGUGGACAAGCCAUGGGCGGCGCGGAUCGGGCCUGACGGGACGGCGGGCUACCUGGGCAGGGACGGCGAGACGCACCGGUGGUGGUGGAACGAGUACGCGGCGUGGCAGGCGGAGCGGAACGAGCAAGGUGAGCGGCAACUCUUGGAAACGGUUGCCAACCGGGUGCAAGCAUUCGCAAAGAACAAACCGCCGGAGGUAAAGAAGAGCGAGGAGCAGCUGGCCUACUAG
Messenger RNA from Aplosporella prunicola CBS 121167, 1444 nucleotides. RefSeq names its product glycosyltransferase family 8 protein. Lineage: Eukaryota; Fungi; Ascomycota; Dothideomycetes; Botryosphaeriales; Aplosporellaceae. The transcript has 2 exons. The record is from RefSeq and is a predicted model, not a curated record. Gene Ontology annotation, molecular function: glycosyltransferase activity. The coding region runs from base 422 to 1444 and encodes 340 amino acids.